Molecule: messenger RNA, 414 nt
Organism: Ylistrum balloti
Lineage: Eukaryota; Metazoa; Mollusca; Bivalvia; Pectinida; Pectinidae
Exons: 4
Coding region: 1-414 (137 amino acids)
Molecular function (GO): calcium ion binding
Source: RefSeq, a predicted model, not a curated record
AUGCUUAAGCUUACGGUCAUCGUUAUACUUUUCAUUAGCUCUGUAAAAUCAGACGGAGAUGAUCAUGAUAAUGGUCACAGUCUUUUCGACAAAUAUGACUCGGAUCAUAACGGGGUACUUGGAAAAUCCGAGUUCAGCACACUGUUCAUGGGAUUUGAUGCAUGGCCGGAGGAUCACCGGGUCUCCGAACACGAGUUUGUAAAUGGCUGGACAUCGCGCAACAGCCAACUGUCUGAACCUGGUUCCGUAACACUAUUUUUCUUUCGCACGGACCUUGACGGUGACAGAGUAAUUACACAAAAUGAUAUCAACACUCUGUUCAGCAUGUUUGAUGAAAAUGGCAAUACAUCCGUGAGUAGACAGGAAUUCUGUGACGCCUUCUCUGCCAUGUACUACGCCAUUGAUAAGUGUUGA